This is a messenger RNA of Lottia gigantea (owl limpet), 306 nucleotides long. RefSeq lists its product as hypothetical. NCBI's taxonomy places the organism in Eukaryota, Metazoa, Mollusca, Gastropoda, Lottiidae. The transcript has 2 exons. The annotation marks the transcript as partial. Gene Ontology annotation, biological process: positive regulation of DNA-templated transcription. The record is from RefSeq and is a predicted model, not a curated record. Gene Ontology annotation, cellular component: Set1C/COMPASS complex.
AUCGGCCAAGAUGAAGUCUGUGGGUGUUCCCUAGUAACCAAUGUUUUUGAUGAAACUGGGGAACUAUGUCGCGCUCCUAAAAGAAAAUGCGUCAAACAUUUUUGUUGGGAGAAAUUACGACGAGCUGAGAUUGAUAUGGAAAGAUUAAGAUGGUGGAUGGCUCUGGAUGAUUUAUUUGAAAAAGAGAGAACUAUCAGGAUGUCCAUGUCUAAUAGAAUGGGGGUGCUGGGAUUGAUGCUACAUCAGUCUGUGGACCAUGACCCUAUGACCCCUAUGACUACACCACAAAUUAGAGAUUCCAAUUAG